Crotalus tigris (Tiger rattlesnake) is the source of this 7920-nucleotide messenger RNA. RefSeq names its product tyrosine kinase non receptor 2 (gene TNK2). Gene Ontology annotation, cellular component: extrinsic component of cytoplasmic side of plasma membrane. Lineage: Eukaryota; Metazoa; Chordata; Lepidosauria; Squamata; Viperidae. The transcript is spliced from 38 exons. Gene Ontology annotation, biological process: negative regulation of epidermal growth factor receptor signaling pathway; regulation of keratinocyte differentiation; protein phosphorylation. The record is from RefSeq and is a predicted model, not a curated record. Bases 1484 to 7288 code for a protein of 1934 amino acids. Gene Ontology annotation, molecular function: ATP binding; protein binding; protein serine/threonine/tyrosine kinase activity.
AAAUUUCUCCUUGCCAGCAGGAGCAACGAGAAGCAGCUGGCGUUUCUGCCCCUACAGUCACGGGGUUUGCUGUCUUUGGCAUUUAUCCCAAAGUUGGCCAAAAAAAGGCAGCUGUCGUCUGAGAAAGCAGAACGAGAUUCUUCUUGCAUAAGUCCAAUUUCUGUUAUUUUAUCCCUGUCUGUUCUUUUCCAUCCUGCCGCCCGCUGGGAGGCGCUGGGACUAACAGCUACAGCCGUCAUCUCGAGAGACGUCUGGGCUCCAAACGCUCUGCCAAAUUCAGCAGCCAGACCGACCUUCCUCAUACCGGCAAGGGCUGCGUUCACACGACCUGCAAACCCGGGUCAGGUCGCGAGUUCAUACGUGCAUUCCCAGCUUAGCGAUUUUUUUUUUUUUAAAAAAAUUUAUUUAGCACGUUGCAUGAUCCCGGCCUCUUGUAAUUUAGCCGUUGGGCUGGCAGGUUGUAUAACCAUCCCCUCCCCCGGUUGCCUAAUACCCGAAAACGAUUCGUCAUUACGCAAAAUCCCAGUUUUUCUUUCGGUUUCCGAAGCAGCAGCCGGGCAAUUCCGCAUCUCGUCCCGCCGACUCGUCUGGAAGGCUCGCGGGCGCCAGCUUGCAAGAGCGCAGAGGGAGGGGCGCGCGGUGACCUUCCCGAGCAGCAGCAGCAGCCGUCGCCGUAUCCCCGAGGACGCCGCCGUAACCCGGGGACAGGGCAGACCCUCCCCAAGCUCCAAACUUUUCUGCUCAGCCGGCACUAGACUGGGCACCAGGCGUAACUCACAGCCCCGAAGUACGCAACCCCGGCGUCUCUUUGCCCUUUGCCGGAUUUGCACCCGUCGCCCGCGGUCGCCCGCUUGCAAAGGCUUAAACCUCGCGGCGCCACCCACGGCGGCUCUUUCCCGGACGGAGAUUUGCACCCGUCGCCCGCGGGCUCCCGCUUGCAAAAGGCUCAACCUCGCGAUUUGCUCGACCUGCUCAAGCCGAUGCAAUUGCGAGACCCGCGCAACUUUUCUGCCCGGAAGCGUCCUCGCGGUGCCUCGUGGCCGCCAGGGGGCGCCUCUUCCCGGCCGGUGCUCAGCGCUCAGACGUGUGACUCUUGCAAGGGACGACUGUUCGCGUGUCUGGAAAGAGCUUAGGAUCGCGGGCUCUAGCGCUGGGGCCGGGUGAGGACGCAGCCCCAGGUGCAGACUUGGACGGGUGUGUGUGUGUGUCUCCGGGUCGAUGCCCGCUUCUCUGGAAGAUCGCCCGGAACGUCGGGACGGAGGCAUCGAGCAGCAGGUUUUGCCGUGGAUGUGACAGCCCCCCCAGCCCAAGGAGAACGUGGCAGGUGUGAAGGAGGAUCAGGGGCUCGAAGUUUUUGAAGGAUCCCUCCGUGGACCGAGUGGGCUAAGACCUCGCUGGCCGUGAUCUGAACCUGGGGGAUGUUUUCGCUGAUUUCUUGAGGGGGGUGUCUUAUAUUCCACCCUCCCCCAAAUAAUUCCAGAGAAUGAAACCAGUGGAAAUUGAACCGCGUGGAAAAAAGCGGCUUGGAGGAGAGAACGUGAUCCACGGUGCACGGAUUCAGAAGCUGAGCUGUGGCAUGCAGGCUGAUGAAGGCACCGACUGGUUACUCGAACUCCUGACCGAAGUCCAGCUUCAACAGUACUUCCUCCGCAUCCGCGAUGACCUCAACGUCACUCGCCUGUCGCACUUCGAGUAUGUCAAGAAUGAGGACCUGGAGAAAAUCGGAAUGGGGCGACCGGGGCAGAGACGCCUCUGGGAGGCCGUGAAGAGGAGGAAGGCUGUGUGCAAACGGAAAUCCUGGAUGAGCAAGGUGUUCACCGGGAAGCGGCUGGACUCAGAGGUGCCCCCGCUGCCCGCGGGUCUCGUGCCCAAGCAGCCCAGCCCAUUGGCCCUGGAGGAGGCCCAGCAGCAGGCCUUGACCUGCCUGAUCAGCGAGAAGGACCUGGUGCUGCUGGAGAAGCUGGGAGACGGCUCUUUCGGGGUGGUGCGGCGCGGGGAGUGGUGCGCCCCGUCGGGCAAGGUGCUGAACGUGGCGGUCAAGUGUCUCAAGACGGAUGUCCUGAACCAGCCGGAAGCCCUGGACGACUUCAUCCGGGAGGUCAACGCCAUGCAUUCCCUGGACCACGUCAACCUCAUCCGCCUCUACGGGGUGGUGCUCUCCAAUCCCAUGAAGAUGGUGACCGAACUGGCCCCACUGGGCUCGCUGCUGGACCGCCUUCGCAAGAACCAGGGGCACUUCCUGAUCGCCACCCUCUGCCAGUACGCCAUCCAGAUCGCCCGCGGGAUGGCCUACCUGGAGUCCAAGCGCUUCAUCCACCGAGAUCUGGCCGCCCGGAACAUCCUGCUGGCUGCGAAUGACCUGGUCAAGAUCGGCGACUUCGGGCUGAUGCGGGCCUUGCCCAAGAACAACGACCAUUACAUCAUGCAGGAGCACCGCAAGGUCCCCUUCGCGUGGUGUGCCCCGGAGAGUCUGAAGACCCGCACUUUUUCCCACGCCAGCGACACCUGGAUGUUUGGCGUCACGCUCUGGGAGAUGUUUACUUACGGACAGGAGCCGUGGGUUGGCCUGAACGGCAGCCAGAUUCUGCACAAGAUCGAUAAGGAAGGCGAACAACUGGGCCGGCCGGAGGAUUGUCCCCAGGAUAUUUACAACGUCAUGUUGCAGUGCUGGGCCCACAAACCGGAAGACCGUCCCACCUUCGUGGCUCUGCGGGAUUUCCUCUUGGAGGCUCAACCCACGGACAUGCGGGCCUUGCAGGAUUUUGAAGAACCCGACAAACUUCUAAUCCAGAUGAACGAUAUAAUCACGGUCAUCGAGGGCAGGGCGGAGAACUACUGGUGGCGCGGGCAGAAUAAGCGGACGCUGAAGGUGGGCCAAUUCCCACGCAACACGGUGACCUCUGUGGCGGGGCUGUCCGCCCACGACAUCAGCCAGCCACUCAAGAACAGCUUCAUCCACACGGGCCAUGGCGACACCAAUCCGCAGCAGAGCUGGGGCUUUCCCGAUAAGAUUGAUGACUUGUACCUGGGAAAUCCCAUGGACCCCCCGGAUGUCCUAGGAUUGGAUUUGAACCCUGCCAGGCCUACUCAGCUCCCAGGAAGGAUAAAAAGAGAGCCGCCACCUCGGCCGCCCCAGCCCUCGAUCCUUCUCAAGCAGCCCUUGUACGAUCCGGUGACCGAGGAGGACAACCCCCUGGCCAUCAGUCUCAAGCAGCUUCGCCUGAAGAAGACGUCCGGCCUGGGGCCCAAGGCCGGCCUCCCGCUCGCCAAGCCCUCCGCCUGUGUCUCGGGCACCCAGGUGGGCGAGAGGCUGCUCCUGCCCCGCUCCAAAGGGGGGGGCAGCGGUGGCUUCCCCGCUCACGAGGUCACCCUCAUAGACUUUGGCGACGAGCCCCCCAGCCCGAACCCCGCCAGGGACUUCUGCGCCCCGUCCUUGGCCCGCCUAGCCAUGGAGGCUUUCUCCUUGUUGGACAAGACCCCUCCCCAGAGCCCCUCGCAGGCCCUGCCCCGCCCCUUGCACCCCACGCCCGUCGUGGACUGGGACGCCCGGCCCCUCCCUCCGCCCCCCGCCUACGACGACGUGGCCCAGGACGAAGAGGACUUGGAGGUCUAUGCCAUCAACAGCGUCGACGGGCUGCGGGGACGGGCGCGGGGCAGGAGCUGGGCGAAAGGGGAGGUCGACGGCGGCUCGGCCCCGGAGGGAGACCCUCGUCCCGCUCUCCCCUUGGAGGACAACCUCUUCCUGCCCGCCAAGGAGAGCAAGCAGCCCAGCCCGGCCCAGACCACGGAGAUCUUCCAGGAACUGCAGCAGGAAUGCAUGAAGCACCUCAAGGUGCCCCUGGGUGGACCCUACGUGGCCGCCGUCCCGCGUCCGGGCGAGGACAAGCCGCAGGUCCCUCCUCGUGUGCCCCUCCUGCCCCUUCCUUUCCGCCGGAACGAGCCCGGACGCUGGUCCGGAGACCCGUCGCCAGCUUCCGGAGGGGAGGAGGAGCAGCGCCCGCCCCAGAUCCCACCCCGAGAUCGGUUGUCCCAGCCGGGAUCCCGGACUCCCAGCCCCAGGUCCCUCCACGGCGGGUCCCCCCAACCGAGAACCAACCUCUGCUCCCCGCUGUCUCUGGGGGCCUUCCUGUCCACCUCGCCCGGGAAGCCGCCCAUGCCCACCACCCAGAGCUUCGCUUUGGACCCCAAGUACGCCACCCCCAAAGUCAUCCAGGCCCAGGGCAAGGAGUGCGCCAAGGGGCCCUGCAUCUUGCCCAUCGUCAAGGACGGGCGGAAAGUCAGCAGCACCCACUACUACCUCCUCCCGGAGCGCCCGCCUUACCUGGACAAAUACGAGAAGUUCUUCAAGGAGGCCAAGAGCCCGGAGGAAAGCGGGGGGCCGAGCCGAGUGAUCACCACGGCCACGGUGCGGCCCAUGAUCCAGCAGAAGCCGGCGCCGGACUACAAAGCCAACUUCUCGGCCAACAAUAGCAAUAGCAGCGUCAAGGCCACCUGUGGCCUCCAGAAGAUCAUCUACGAGGGUUCUGAAGGCCCUCGGAGUUCGGAGAAGAUACGGCAGGUCCAGGAGACGGUGCACGGGGUCACCACUGAGGAGUGUCAAGCCGCCCUGCAGAAUCACAGCUGGAGCGUGCAGAAGGCUGUCCAGUACCUGAAGGUUGAGCAGCUCUUCUGCCUGGGACUGAAGACGCGGCUGGAAUGUCACAAAGUUCUGGAGAUGUUCAACUGGAACUUGGAGCAGGCCAGUUCUCACCUGCUGGACCCCUAUAACGCCGGCCAACUCAAAAACAGCCCCCGGCACGUUAGAAGCCCCCGGAUGCUCGAACAAUCUUCGUCUUCCAGCAAAUUCAAGAUGUCCAACAUAGGAAACGAGAGCAGCAUAAGCUGCUACCCCAGGCAUGCUGAUUCACCAAGUUCCACUUCUUCGCAAGCAAGUUUUAGUUCUGCGGAUUCGGAGAUCCACAUAAAAGAGGCCGUGGGCCGUAUCCGUACUUUCCUCCAUGAAAAAUAUCAGGACGUGCCGGAGAAGUCCAAGUUCCUGGAAUGUGUGGACCUGGUUACCGCCAAUAUGGAGACCGGGAAAGAUGGCUUCUGGGAGGAGUACUACAACCCCAUGUUGCUGAGGGACAUCCUGAGGUUCCUUUCCCCAGGAAUGACUUCCGCAAAGGCUGAAGAACGAGAACAAACCCUGUCCAGGAUUGCUAAGAUCAUCAGCUGCAUCAACAGACACUGCCUGGAUAGAGAAGUAGGCUUGAAGGCCAUCAAGCUGGGGAAGGUGGCCGGGGGGCUGAUCCUGUCUUGCAGCGACCCCAACGAGAAGGUCUCCUGCUGGGCAGCCGAUGGACUCCACCGCCUCUACGCCCUGAUGGUGCACCAAAAAGGUCUGACGAAAGCGGAAGAUAAUCAGGAAUAUUUAGACCUUCUGCGGGAAUGGGAAGAAGAGAAGAUUUUCUGGCUGGCCUGGUUUUCGGAUGUCAGCAUGGCGGCUACGAUAUUCAAAAAAUACCUGCGUGCAGACGAUCAAAUGGCGCUAAUUCUGACUGCCCUCCAAGGCACGAGGGACGACAGUAUCCACAGCACUAAAGCUGCCGUCCGCAUGCUGAAAGCCAUGCUGAGGGAGCCCAGAUCCAAUUUUGUGAAGGUGCCAAAGACGGUCAGAUUAAUGCAUUCCUCCUUGGAACAAAUCACGGAUCCUUUGGCCCGCCACGAAUUCUUCCGGUUUCUCCGGCUGAUCGGCAGCAGCCAUCCCGAAGAAGUUGUGAGAACCCUCCUCAGUUGCUCCCUGCAGUGUGACUGCAGUGCCUCGGCUAUGUGGCAUUCCCUGGUAUCCUUCUCCAGCAGCGCCUGCAAGAUCCUCAGUGUCCUGCAGGAUAUUGUCCAACAGCAGCCCUUCCGCCUGGACUGUCCUCGGACAAAGCCCGCCGUCACUCCGUUGGCUGCCACGGCUGCUCUUAAGGAGAUCUUGAGGCGCCCUCCUCCAGCCUGCAAAGACGCCCUGAAAUCUAUGUACCCCACGCUCUGCAUCGCCCUGCUCUGCCAGAUCUCCUACACGGUGCAGAUCAAACCUCAGGAGAUCGACCUGUACUGGAGGACCUCCAUGCAGGAGAAAACCCCCACCCCUCCUGUCCCUUUGAGGGCAGCUCUAACCACCUUACAGACCCUCAUCCGACGUGUGAGCAGUGGGGACCAAGCCCUGAUCAUGAAUAAGCGGAGAGGAUCUGAGCUACUGUGCCAUCUGGCCACCCAGCAGAAGGGACUGACGGUCUUUGCCAAAGCGCUCGUACGCAACGAGGGGUGUGAACACAUGCUGCCCUACAUUAUGACGAUUUUGGACAGCAAGGAAGACACCGUGCAUACAAUCGUGAUGACAUUUUUGGUGGAGCUUCUUCAGCAGAAGACCUUUGAUGCGACUCUUGAAGAAGUUCUCAUCCAGUAUCUCCGGAAGCAGCUGAACGCAAGCCAAUUCCAGCUCCGAUCUCUGGCCCUGGAUGGCCUGCUCUCCCUCAGCACUCAUCCAGAGAAGGUGAUAAAACUGGUGCCCGCCUUGCCAGACAUCUUGGCCAGGUUAAAAGAUGUGAAUCGAAAAAUCAACGUAAAGGCUCUCAAACUUCUUCCAGGCCUCCUGAAGAACUUGAGCAAUGAGGAAGCGUACUUUGUCACUCUGGACGUGGCUAUUAGAAUCCUCCCUCUUUUCGAUGACGCUUCCAACAAAGUGAGGCUAGCCACAGUGUCCACCUUCUCCACCCUCUUUGACCUGGUCAAGAGGAGAAGCAAGGAUCAGAUGAGGGACGUUGCCAUCCAGAGCUUGGUGCCGCUGAUGGUCCACCUGCAGGACGAAAGCCUCCUGGUCUCCCAGGCGUGCUGGGUGGCGCUAAGGAGAAUCGAUAAGUUUUUGAAGUCUUUCCUUCAGUUUUCCAUCACUGAAAGUGACCCCUGGAAUUAUUGCACGUGGUUGUUGAGACGGUACCGGGAUGAAGGAGAAAGCAUCUUCAUGGACCAAGCAUUUGCUUUCCUGGAUAACCCCCGGCCAUCUCUGCAGGAGGCCGCCAUCAAACUCUUAGAAAUCAUUGCCCAGGAGACAAACCACAAAUCAACGGUCAACGCCAUCACUACAGCCUUCCAACGUUUUCUUGGUGGCUUCCGAGAUCAUGGAGAAUGCCACUUUUCACGAAUCUCCUUCCGACACCCUCCUGGAGAGGUGGUUUCACCGAAUAACCAUAAUCUGCAGAAGAUGAACAUCUUCUCUCAGGGAAAGAGAGGACAGUUGACCUUGAACCAUGAAUUCCACUAAUGGCUGGAUAUUUUGAACCAAAGAAAAAUUUCUCAGCGUGUUUCAAGUUGGUGGCCUCCAUCUCUCCAUUGUCCCGAUCAGCAGAAUCAAAGACACAGGUUGGAGAAGACAGUCGAUAAGGAUCUAUACCAGUUGGAUUCCUGUCGAGAAUUUGGUCUCCUUCUCCUUCCACCCCCUCUAUUCCUUAAAGUUCUUCAGCUUUGCUUUUCUCCUGGAUGUCCCAGUGAGAGAAUUUCAGAGUAAAACUGGCCCAGUCUGAAGGAUUGGGAUUCAAUUUAUUCUCCGUUUCUCCCUAUAAUUUUAUUACGAUUGGCAUCUUGGUAAUUCUCCAAAUCAGAGGAGCAGAAAAACACCUUGCCGAGAGGGGAAUCAUCGCAUUCAUUUUUUGUAGCCCAAUUUUCCCAUCUUGCCUUCCUGAGUAGGAAGCCUACGGAAUAACAUGUCUCACGAAAUAAAAUCAGAUUACAGUUGAAAUGCACAUUUUCCUCUUUCUGGCAAUGUAUGGCCAUGUCACUUGAGCUAGCCUAGUGGUGGACAUUAAAAAAAAAUAUAGGUGGCUUCCCUGGUUAUUUUUUUUUUUAUCCCCAAGAAUGAUCAUUUACCAGGAGAACAAAAUAAAGAUCCUUAUUUGA